Molecule: messenger RNA, 2997 nt
Organism: Poecilia latipinna (sailfin molly)
Lineage: Eukaryota; Metazoa; Chordata; Actinopteri; Cyprinodontiformes; Poeciliidae
Gene: smim29
Product: small integral membrane protein 29
Exons: 5
Coding region: 320-631 (103 amino acids)
Source: RefSeq, a predicted model, not a curated record
UGAAGGGUUCAAACCGGAAGCUCUUACAAUGUUGUCACUGGCAGUGAAGGGUCGUCUGUAGCUGGGGAACGUCAAGUCUUACAGGAAAGAAGGCUUUUUAUUCUUCAGAAUCGCUCGCUGAUUAGGAAGGGCAGUGAUACCAUGUGGAAGUCACAUGAACGACGAGGAUGAGGCAUAAACAAGGGGGCAGCCUGACGACAGAGCCGCUGCAACACAGUGUCAGCCAACAGGAGGAGGAGGAGGGGGACUGGUGCCUGUACAAAGAUCCCACACACAAGCAGGCCCCCUGUGGCCCUUUUCCCCUUGAACGUUAAUUAGGAUGAACAGCACUACCACUCAGCCCCCUGCCCACAAAGAUGGGACUGUGGCGGUGAGCUAUGUGCUGGUGCCAUUCCUUCUUAUAACUAUUGCUGGAAUUGCUACAGCUUUGAUUAUAUGUCUGCGUAGGAAGAGGAGGAUCGACAGACUUCGGCAUCAGCUGUUACCUGUUUACACGUAUGACCCUGCAGAGGAGCUUCAUGAAGUUGAACAGGAGCUUUUGUGGAGAGAAGAGGACACAAGGAUUGUGCAAGGCUGGGCAAGAAGCUAUCAGCAGCAGCAACCUCUUCUGUCCAAAGAUGCGACUGCUUGACGACAGCUCAGCCUGGCGCAGGAUGCUGAGGAGCGAGAAGACAACCUUCAGACUCAAAGAUUGGCCCGUCUUUUAACUCAUCUGUCACAUUUGCUCUGUUUUGCUGCUGUUGCCUUUAUCCCAGAUUACAUCGGGCGAUUUAAGAGCCAAAGAGAAGAAGUACUUGUUACUUAUUUAUUGGAAAUUAUUUAUUCGAAUACAUUUUUACUUUCGUACUCUGCGGCACCAAAGUCUGGCAAGGCGGAAGACAAAGCCUCUUUUGCAUUUGGUGUUUUGUUUACAUUCUUAAUGCUGUUGUGGGCAGCUUGUGGCAAGCAGCCUUGUUCCUGUGGGUUGCAGUAGGCAUCCGUACCGCUCACAUAACUUGUUGCCUGCGUUCACUGUGGUAGGGCUGUGAAUGUUAUGUACUAGUUAAACAUCAGCGCUCAGAUCUGGCGUGUGCAGAGGUUGUUUGCAGAGCAAUAGCGGCUUCUUUGAUGAGACGCUUUUACGAUUACAAAUGCAAAGCCCCAUAUUGAUCAGGUGAAAGUUGAUAAAGAAAGCUUGUUUCUCAUUUCUGUUUCAUUUCUUAAAAAAAAAAAAAAAAAAGAGCUUAAAAUAUCCUCCUUUCGUUUUCUUGCUUUGAACUGCUGCCUUGGAAAGCUUUAUUUUAUUUUGUCCUGCUUUGCCAAAUCCUGUGACUCUUAACAAUGGCAUGAGAUGCAAAAAAUCAGGAGCAAAUAACACCAGCUUCCUCCCAGCUCUUAAAUGAGUUGUGACUGGAUCUGAAAAUAUGUCCUGUCUUCGAGGCAUGGCACCAGAGAAUUUACGUCUGGCUGAAAGAUCUGCUCAGAUGAAUUCCAUACGUCUGACUGUUUCCAGCACUCAGGAAACCUUUUACACAUUAUAAACUUUUGCCUUUCAUUUGUUGAAUGUAAACUAAACUGUGGGUCUGUCUGUGUUUAUGGAAGGUUUCGCAGUUCUGGAAUCUGGAGCCUUUACAUUUUUCAUGCUUGUCAGGUUUCUCUUUUUAAUCAUAUAGAAACCUUAAAUGCACCACUCAAAGUCCUUCAUAUAUCUUACCUGGAAUGACUUUCAUCUAAGAAUCCAACUUUAGGUGACACUUUUUGUCUAUGUACUAUUGCUGUGAUGCUUUUCUUCUCCUUGAAUGCAGUUCUGGACAAUUGUUGAAAAUGUCAGUAAUUGUAAUAAAGUGAAACUGAUAUUACAGGUUAGUGUAUUUUAAGCUUUUUAUUUUUACAACUGUGGAAAAAACCCCAUUUUAGUGGCUCAUAAAAUAUUACAUGGGUGUAUGUCAAGCAAUCAGAUUAGAUCAUUAUGAAGCAGAUUGUUCACAUUUGUUCAGGUGGAUGAGGUAUGCAACUCAUGUUGCAGGGAUAAAACGAUUACUGAGUUUAAUGACCAUGGUAAUGGUGAAACUUACUGAAAAUCAGUGCUACAGCCAGAUGCAGUUACAGUACCUUUCAAACUAGUCUGUUGCAGUUCCUAGCACAAGUCAGUAAACAGAAGACAAGGGUUAGACCUCUAGACUAACUCCAAAAGGUUUUGUUUUUGAAGGAGACUGUUAAACAGGCUGAGUGCACAGUAAUCAAAACAAGAUGGAAAGUUAAGUGGAAGGAAAAACUGGAGUUUUCCUUAUGUGCAAACCAUAUUCCUAAAAGUAAACAAAGCUACCUGUACCACCAAGUAAGGAAUCUGCAUAAUUCCACAUUCUAAAUAAUUUGGUAUGGUUUAAAAUCAUUGGGAUCCACCUUUUGCUUUUAAAAAAUAUUGUAAUACAACUUAUUUCUUUUGAACAAGAGUUCAAAUUGGGGGGCAAGAGUACAAUAAGCAUGACAAAAAUGACAAAGAAAGUUCUCUUUAUUGUCCAUUUCUGAUACAAAUUGUAGGGCACCAUAGAAAUAUAGACAUUGUACAUUUAUAUAGGUGUACAUUAAAAAGCAUGAUCCCAUCCUAUUGAGUUUACAGUAUAUAAAUCAACAAAUGCAUGAUUUAAAGAGAAAUGUCUAGAUACAGUUGUGUAGUUGGAAGGGGACAAAGACAAGAGACCGUACGACUUGAAUGAAAACGAUAAGAGCAGCUCUGUGCGUUAAUGCAGAACGCACGGCGCCUGACUGAACAGUGAAGAGUGCCUAGUCUACACAAACUCGCAUUUGUCCAUGAAAAUCCAACAUUUCAGUGCAGAAGAAAAAAUAAAAAAAUAAAAUAAAAACACACCUGCUAGUCUACCACAGUCAGCGAACACAAUUGUUGAGCUGACAGGUCUCCCUGACUUGCCUCACACAUUUAAAAACCUGUCUGCAAAGUCUGGCACACAAUUACAUUUUACACCUAGUCAACAUGAUCAAAAAGAUGAAAAAAAAAAA